AUGGCCCCGAAGCUUGCGACUGGAUCGCCUGACCCCGUGCCAUCGUCACCGGGCACGAUGAGUGCCUUGGUCGUCAAUGAGAAGGGCACGAGCGCAAAUGCACAGUGCAAGAGAGCCCUUUUCGAGAAACGCUGGUUAUUUGGCGUCUAUAUAGCUCUGGGUAUAAGUCUCACUCUUGUCAUCGAGAGACACGGUUUCAACAUAGCUUCAUUUAUCCGGCCCUUAUCUGGCAGCCUUUCACCUGCUUCAGCUCGACAAUGGGACGACUAUUCUGACGGGGACUAUACCAUUACCAAUAAACUGAUAGCGGCCAUUACCAUGGCACGCAUCUUCGUACAUUCACUUGUUGCUCUUGUCCUCUCGGCAAUAACACGUGCACUACCCUUCACGCGCCAGAUGAGCCUGGAUUAUUCCACAUCGGAGGCCGGGAACCCCUUUGUAGACGGAUGGUACGCGGAUCCCGAUACCGAGUUCUAUGAAGGAAAGUAUUGGGUUUUCCCUACGUCCUCUUAUGCAUAUGACGAGCAGACGUAUCUUGACGCCUUCUCGAGUUACGACUUGAUUCAUUGGGAAAAGCAUGAGAACAUUUUGACGAUAGCAGACGUCAAAUGGGCGACGAGGGCUGUUUGGGCGCCUGCACCGAUAUUUCGAGACGGGAAAUAUUACUUGUACUUCGGUGCCAAUGACAUUCAGGAAGGCGAGCCAGAGGCUGGUGUCAUUGGCGGCAUUGGAGUCGCGGUAGCCGACAAGCCCGAGGGUCCUUAUGUUGAUCCCAUCGGGAAGCCACUCAUUGGAGAGUACCAUAACGGCGCGCAGCCCAUAGACCAAGAUGUCUUCAUCGAUGAUGAUGGGCAGGCCUACAUCUUUUACGGCGGUCACUCACACUGCAACAUCGCCAAGUUAAAUAACGAUAUGGUCUCCAUCGGGCAGUUUGACGAUGGAACAUCGUUCAAAGAGAUCACCCCCAAGGGCUAUGUUGAGGGAUCUCAAAUGAUUAAGCGUAAUGGGAAAUACUACUUGAUGUGGUCAGAAGGUGGAUGGACUGGGCCGGACUACAGUGUCUCCUAUGCCAUGUCCGACUCAGUCAUGGGCCCGUUUAUUAAGCUGGCAAAGAUCCUCGAACAGGAUUCAGCUGUAGCCAAGGGCAGUGGUCAUAACGGUGUUAUUCACAUCCCCGGCACUGAUAUUUGGUAUAUUGUCUAUCAUCGACGGCCACUUAGUGAGACAGAUGGCAAUCACCGGGUAUUAGCAUAUGAUCGCAUGUACUUUAACGAAGACGGUACGAUAAGGGCAAUUAAGAUGCUUGUUAAGGACAACUUCGCAGACGGACAGGCAAUAGGGUGGAGACAGUACGGUGAUGGAUGGUCCGUUGUCAAUGAACGGCUUACGAGCUCAGGAGCAGCUACUGCGAUGCUUGAUACAAACUUUGGAGACCUCGUGUACGAUGCUACUAUCGCGGUUCCAGACUCGCACACCGAUGCAGGCCUCUUAUUCCGCGCAACCGGCGCUUCGGGUGACUUAAACGGAUACCACACCAGGAUAUCUGCUUCGGGAAGUGUGACCCUUGAGAAAAUCACCAACGGCACAUUUUCCGUUUUGAGCCGGGGAGAAGUGAUUAUUGCGGCAAAUAGGGAAUACCAUGUCAGGGUUGCAGCGGUGGCUUCUAAAAUCAAUGUCUUUGUUGAGGAUAUGGAGGCCCCUAAGAUCACUGCGACUGACGAUUCGUUCUCUUCGGGAAAGGAUGGCGUGCGUUCGUCAGCAGCUGGGGUCCGAUUCGGCUCCAUUUCUGUAGCAAAGGCGUAG
Xylaria bambusicola is the source of this 1803-nucleotide messenger RNA. Its product is annotated as glycosyl hydrolase. The coding region runs from base 1 to 1803 and encodes 600 amino acids. Gene Ontology annotation, molecular function: hydrolase activity, hydrolyzing O-glycosyl compounds. Gene Ontology annotation, biological process: carbohydrate metabolic process. The transcript has 3 exons. NCBI's taxonomy places the organism in Eukaryota, Fungi, Ascomycota, Sordariomycetes, Xylariales, Xylariaceae. The record is from RefSeq and is a predicted model, not a curated record.